Messenger RNA from Orycteropus afer afer, 987 nucleotides. RefSeq names its product alpha-1,3-mannosyl-glycoprotein 2-beta-N-acetylglucosaminyltransferase-like. Gene Ontology annotation, biological process: protein N-linked glycosylation. The record is from RefSeq and is a predicted model, not a curated record. Gene Ontology annotation, molecular function: alpha-1,3-mannosylglycoprotein 2-beta-N-acetylglucosaminyltransferase activity. Gene Ontology annotation, cellular component: Golgi apparatus. NCBI's taxonomy places the organism in Eukaryota, Metazoa, Chordata, Mammalia, Tubulidentata, Orycteropodidae.
AUGCUAAAGAAGCAGUCUGCAGGGAUUGUGCUGUGGGGCACUAUCCUCUUUGUGGCCUGGAAUGCCCUGCUCCGUCUCUUCUUCUGGACACGCCCAGCACCUGGCAGGCCUCCCUCAGACAGUUCUCUUGAUGAUGACCCCGCCAGCCUCACCCAUGAGGUGAUCCGCCUAGCCCAGGACACUGAAGUGGAGUUGGAACGUCAGCAGGGAUUGUUGCAGCAGGUUAGGGAGCACCAUGCUCAGUGGAGGCAGCGGUUGAGAGUGCCCACUGUGGGCCCCCUGCCCCACCGCAUGGGCCUGUACCCCAUCAUUGUCAACCAGGACUGUGGGCAUGAGGAGACAGCCCAGGUCAUUGCCUCCUAUAGCAGCGCCAUCACGCACACCCUGCAACCUGACCUGAGCAACGUUACUGUGUCGCCCGACCACCACAAAUUCCAGAGCAAUUAUAAAAUUACGCAGCAUUACUGCUGGACUCUGGGCCAAAUCUUCCACAGGUUCAAAUUCUCAGCAGCUGUGGUCGUCGAAGAUGACCUGGAGGUAGCACCAGAUUUCUUUGAGUACUUUCAGGCCACCUACCCAAUGCUGAGGGCUGACCCCUCACUCUGGUGUGUGUCUGCCUGGAAUAACAAUAACAAAGAACAGAUGGUGGACUCUAACAAACCUGAACUUCUCUACCGCACAGACUUUUUCCCUAGCCUGGGCUGGCUACUCUUGGCUAAGCUCUGGGAUGAAUUGGAGCCCAAGUGGCCCAAGGCCUUCUGGGAUGAUUGGAUACGCAGGCCAGAGCAACGACAGGGACAGGCCUGUGUGCAGCCUGAAAUCUCAAGAACGAUAACCUUUAGCCGCAAGGGUGUCAGCCAUGAGCAGUUCUUUGACCAACACCUCAAGUUCAUCAAGUUAAACCAGCACUUUGUGCACUUCACCCAGCUGGACCUGUCCUACCUGCGUGGGGAAAGCCCAGGAGCUGGAGAUAAGAGGAAGGGCUAG